AUGGAUUUCAGCAAGGUGCAAGCCCAACUGUUGACCCGUUUCGAACAGCAAUUCAAGCUUCCUCGCUCCUACAUCGUCCUGGGUGGCGCUGGCUUCUACUUGCUGCUGGUGUUCCUCAACUUCGGCGGGAUCGGGCAAUUGCUUUCCAACUUGGCCGGAUUCGCGUAUCCUGGCUACUUGUCCCUCAAGGCACUCAAGACCUCCAGCUCCAAGGACGACACCAGACUGCUGACGUACUGGGUUGUGUUUGCUGCCCUGAACGUUGUGGAGUUCUGGUCCAAGGCCAUUCUGUACUGGGUGCCAUCUUACUUCCUGAUCAAGACUUUCUUCCUGCUGUACCUGUCGCUUCCGCAGUACAACGGUGCAGAGGUUAUUUACCGCAAGGUUCUCGCUCCUUUGACCGACCGCUAUGUUGACGGGGGCGCUCCUGCGAACGACCUGCUUAACAAGGUCCAGGAGAAGACCCAGUAA
Molecule: messenger RNA, 471 nt
Organism: Ogataea haglerorum
Lineage: Eukaryota; Fungi; Ascomycota; Pichiomycetes; Pichiales; Pichiaceae
Exons: 2
Coding region: 1-471 (156 amino acids)
Source: RefSeq, a predicted model, not a curated record